AUGGACAUUGUCCCUAUUAAGCCAAUUACCCUAUCAAGCAAUUACAGAAAAAAUAUACUAAUCGACAUCAAAAGUUUUGCUCAUAAAAGAUGUCUUACUGAACAGAAAGAAACAACUAUUUCAACUAACAAUGAGCUUGAAAGCAGUCAAAGCAUACUAGUACAAAAUGAAGUUGGCACACUAGAUUACAGUUUGGUUAAACCUCUCUCAACAGACAAACAUAGCAGUUCAAAAAGUGAAAACA
Dentiscutata heterogama is the source of this 244-nucleotide messenger RNA. NCBI's taxonomy places the organism in Eukaryota, Fungi, Glomeromycota, Glomeromycetes, Diversisporales, Gigasporaceae. The record is from the annotation of a GenBank genome assembly.